CUGCGGCUUCGGCCCGGCUCGCACCCGGGACCGCGCCCCCGACCCCCACCCCCGACCCCGACCCCCCUAUGGGCCCCGGCUAGCGCCCCGCGGAGCCCCGAUGCUGGCCCGGAGGAAGCCGGUGCUGCCGGCGCUCACCAUCAACCCCGCCAUCGCCGAGGGCCCGUCCCCCACGAGCGACGGCGCCUCCGAGGCGAGCCUGGCGGACCUGCAGAAGAAGCUGGAGGAGCUGGAGCUGGACGAGCAGCAGAAGAAGCGGCUGGAGGCCUUCCUCACGCAGAAGGCCAAGGUCGGCGAGCUCAAGGAUGACGACUUCGAGCGCAUCUCCGAGCUGGGCGCGGGCAACGGGGGCGUGGUCACCAAGGUCCAGCACCGGCCCUCCGGCCUCAUCAUGGCCCGCAAGCUGAUCCACCUGGAGAUCAAGCCGGCCAUCCGCAACCAGAUCAUCCGCGAGCUGCAGGUGCUGCACGAGUGCAACUCGCCCUACAUCGUGGGCUUCUACGGUGCCUUCUACAGUGAUGGCGAGAUCAGCAUCUGCAUGGAGCACAUGGACGGCGGCUCCCUGGAUCAGGUGCUGAAGGAGGCCAAGAGAGUCCCCGAGGAGAUCCUGGGCAAAGUCAGCAUCGCGGUCCUCCGAGGCUUGGCCUACCUUCGAGAGAAGCACCAGAUCAUGCACCGAGACGUGAAGCCGUCCAACAUCCUGGUCAACUCUCGAGGCGAGAUCAAGCUGUGUGACUUCGGGGUCAGCGGCCAGCUCAUCGACUCCAUGGCCAACUCCUUCGUAGGGACCCGCUCCUACAUGUCGCCGGAGCGACUGCAAGGCACACACUACUCCGUGCAGUCGGACAUCUGGAGUAUGGGGCUGUCCCUGGUGGAGCUGUCCCUGGGCCGCUACCCCAUCCCGCCGCCUGACGCCAAGGAGCUGGAGGCCGUGUUCGGCCGGCCCGUGGGGGACGGGGCCGAGGGGGAGCCCCACAGUGUGUCACCGCGCCCCCGGCCACCUGGGCGCCCUGUCAGUGGGCACGGCGCGGACAGCCGGCCAGCCAUGGCCAUCUUCGAGCUGCUGGACUACAUCGUGAAUGAGCCGCCCCCCAAGCUGCCCAGCGGAGUGUUCACCCAGGACUUCCAGGAGUUUGUAAAUAAAUGCCUCAUCAAGAACCCUGCAGAGCGAGCCGACCUCAAGCUGCUCAUGAACCACGCCUUCAUCAAGCGCUCAGAGGCGGAGGAGGUGGACUUCGCGGGCUGGCUGUGCGCCACGCUGCGUCUCCACCAGCCCAGCACCCCCACCCGCAGUGCCGUGUGACGCCGCGGCUGCAAGACGCACCCCCUGCGUGCCCCAGACCCCCAAGAAAACAAAACAGAAAGAAAACGGAA
Molecule: messenger RNA, 1374 nt
Organism: Erinaceus europaeus (western European hedgehog)
Lineage: Eukaryota; Metazoa; Chordata; Mammalia; Eulipotyphla; Erinaceidae
Gene: MAP2K2
Product: mitogen-activated protein kinase kinase 2
Exons: 11
Coding region: 101-1303 (400 amino acids)
Biological process (GO): protein phosphorylation
Molecular function (GO): protein kinase activity; ATP binding
Source: RefSeq, a predicted model, not a curated record